AUGCCUGAUCUUCGUCGCCAGAUCUUCGAGAGCGGCAAGACCGUCUCACGGAAAGCUGCCUCCCGUGAGGCUUCCCGCACCAACUCCCGCGGUAGCUCGAAGCAGACCUCCCACCAAUCCUCGCGCACGGCGAGUCGACAGGCAUCUGAUGAUGAGGACUCGGGCUUCCUGUCUGACGAUACUGCCCUCAGUAUCGGCUCUCUCGACGAUGAAAACCCGGAGACCGAGAAUGCCGACUGGCCCCAGGAGCUGAGUGACCGCAUUUCGGAGAUCCUUGACCGCAAGCGCAGCAGCGUUCAGGGUCGUGAGGAGGCGCUCUCUGCUUUCUGCCGCCUCACCAAGUAUCAUUACGCGGAAGAAGAGAUUCGCCCUUAUGUCUCCGACCUGCUGAGCGCAUUCGCGAAGAGCAUUCGCAGCGAGUCGAGCGUCCGUGAAUCCACCCUGGCCCUGCGCGCCAUCGAAUUGCUUGUCAUUACCUCGUGUGACGACAAGAUCUACGACAAUGCGGAGCAACUUCUCACUCGCUGCGUCCGCGAUUCGUCCUCUACCGCCAUCAAGGCGGCGGCCAUCUACUGUCUCGGCGCCUGUACGAACUUUGGCGGUGCUGGUGAGGAAGGUAUUCUUGAUCAGAUGACUUUUCUUUUGGACAUCAUCGCCUCAGAUGGGCAGUCCAUUGAUGCUGCCGACGAUGCGACCAGCGUCACUGCCGCCUUGCAUGUGUGGGGCUUCCUGCUUUCCGAGGUUGAUGAUUUUGAAGAGGACAGCGAAGAGGCCGUCCAGAUCUUCAUUGAUCAACUCGACAGUGUCGACUCCGGCGUUCAGAUUGCCGCGGGUGAGAAUAUCGCUCUCCUCUAUGAAAAGAGCUACACUCCGCAAGAGGAUGACGACGACGAGGACAGCGAGGAGGACGAAGGCGAGAGCGACGAGCAUGAAAGCAAGGAUCUUGCUAGUGGUCCAAAACUCAUCAAGCGUUACAAUGCCUACCACAACACCCCUGAAUUGGAGCGCCAGCUUUCCAACCUGGCUAAUAUUCACUCCAAGCGCAUCAGCAAGCGGGACAAGAAAUCUCUUCACGGCAACUUUGCUUCGAUCUUGACUACUGUCGAGAAUCCCCGCCGCGGGCCCAGAUACAACAUGGCCAUCGAUCAGGCUACGAACCGACACUACGGGAGCACCCUCACGGUGAAGAUUGGACGACACGGCGUCAUGAAGAUUGACCGAUGGUGGAAGUGGGUGCGACUGACGUCCCUGCGCCGUAUUUUGCAGGGCGGUUUCGCCGAGCACUACUUCCAGGGCAAUCGAGCUGUCCUGGAUAGUCUGCCGGUGAUGAUGCGCAUGGCUGAGGCCAGUGGAUCAGGCGAUCGCCAGUCGGCGAAGAAGGCGGCAAAGAUGCGCAGUUCGAAGCGAUGGACUGGUUUCUCCGAGGAUGAGGAUGAGAUGGAAUCAUAG
Penicillium oxalicum is the source of this 1449-nucleotide messenger RNA. RefSeq names its product IFRD domain-containing protein. Lineage: Eukaryota; Fungi; Ascomycota; Eurotiomycetes; Eurotiales; Aspergillaceae. Bases 1 to 1449 code for a protein of 482 amino acids. The transcript has 2 exons. The record is from RefSeq and is a predicted model, not a curated record.